CUCGGGUAGCCUACUUCACCUCCUUGCAGCUCACCGAUGCAUCACCUGACAGUCGAGCAGCAGGUUCCCCAAAUCCACAUCAGCGCCGCAGCACCCAGAUCCGCGUCCUCUUCGCUUCGCUGUACCUGCAGGGAAGGAACAGAUUUAGACAGAUGACCUCUUUUUACGACGAGAAAGAUCUGGAGGAAGAGCUCAGUCGAGUCGGCUGCCCAGAUGACGAUUUGGAGUUUGAGUACUUGUUUGAGUAUGAACCACCUGGCAGCGACUUUGCAGGAGGGAAUCAAGAUGAUCCAAACCUUGCAUCUCAAAAAGUCCUCAGUCCUGAGUCUGAUCAGGCUUUCCCCUUGGAGGAGGCUUCCCCAUACGGCAUCAAGUCCUGCAGCCCCUCCUACAGCGAGCACAACACAGAGGUUCUAUCAGGAUAUGAGAACCAGGAGGCCAGACACUACCUGGACAAUACCCGGCCCGCAGGCCUGGCCCUGAGCCCGCGGAUAGAGAUCACCCCCUCCCGUGAGCACUACAACUAUGUUCGGGACUCCCUGCAGAACCACCAUCUGAACAUCAGCCCUAGACCCACCCUCACCGUGCCCGGACAUGAUAACCUCUCCUACCGUGAGCCCCAGUGCCUGAGCCCCGCCAGCAGCAACUCCUCCACCAGCUGGCACUCUGAGAGCUACUCCCCGUGGGCGUCUCCCUGCGUGUCCCCCAGUAGCGGUCAGAACCCCGGUGACCUCUGCCCCCGACUCCAGAACAUCCACACUGGCUCUCCUCGCACCUCUCCGGGCACCUCUCCUCGCACCAGUCUGACUGAGGACGGCUGCCUGGGACCCCGUUCACCUUCCCCUAGACCUGGCUCCCGCUCCACCUCCCCUCAGGGCAAACGCACCUACGACAUGUACAGGAACCCGAGCCUGGUCCCUGGGCACCGCUCCCGCAGCCCCUCCCCCCACAGUGGCCAUGAAGAUCACAACAUAGGAGCCCACUAUCCACACAGCACCCUCGCUGAUGCCAUGAACGGCUUUGGUCAGCCCGGCCUGGUGCCCACGAAAAUAGUCAAGACGUCCAACCAGGUUUACACUCUGUACCCAGAGAACCACCUAGAAGGAAACUACCUGGUGUCCUGCGACCAGGACAUCAAAACCAAACCGGCUCCUGAGCCUUACUUUGUUAUCCCCCCAAUCUGGUCCAAACCUCUGGUCUCCAGCAUCUGCAGCAUCCCUGUGACGUCUGUCCCUCCUCUGGAGUGGCCGAUCCCCAGUCGCACAGACCAGUAUGAACUCCGCAUCGAUGUCCAGCCCAAGCCUCAUCACAGAGCUCACUAUGAGACGGAGGGAAGCAGGGGAGCCGUCAAAGCCCCCACAGGAGGACAUCCUGUCAUUCAGUUACACGGCUACAGAGGCAAGGAGCCGCUCGGCCUGCAGAUCUUCAUCGGCACUGCUGACGAGCGCAUCCUCAAACCGCACGCCUUCUACCAAGUCCACCGCAUCACCGGCAAAACCGUCACGACCACCAGCUACGAGAAGAUCAUCCACGGCACCAAAGUCCUGGAGAUGCCCCUGGAGCCGAAGAACAACAUGAAGGCAAUGAUCGACUGUGCCGGGAUCCUGAAGCUCAGGAACGCCGACAUCGAGCUGAGGAAGGGCGAGACGGACGUCGGUCGGAAAAACACGCGCGUCCGCCUGGUGUUCCGCGUGCACAUACCUCAGCCUGGAGGACAGCACGUCUCUCUGCAAGUGGCCUCGCAUCCCAUCGAGUGCUCCCAGCGAUCAGCACACGAGCUUCCCAUGGUGGAGAAGCAGGACAUGGACAGCUGCUCCGUUCUGGGAGGCCAGCAGAUGAUCCUGACCGGGCAGAACUUCAGCUCAGAUUCCAAGGUCAUUUUUAUGGAGAAAACCCAGGAUGGGCAGCAAAUCUGGGAAAUGGAAGCAACAGUGGACAAAGAUAAGAGCCAGCCAAGCAUGCUGUUUGUGGAGGUGCCGUCCUACAGAGACGCGUCCGCCUGUCAUCCUGUCAAAGUGAACUUCUACGUCAUCAACGGCAAGAGGAAGCGCAGCCAGCCCCAACACUUCAGCUUCACACCACUGGCAUCUCCCUCCAUAAAGACGGAGCCUCUAGACGAGUACGAGGAACACAUGGGAUUCGCUAUGCCUCAGAUCCUGGGCUUGUCCCCUCACUCUUACUACCACAGCCCUCGCAGCAUCCUCCAUCCAGACAACGGCCUGGUCUCCGGCAUGUCCUCCUGCCAGCGCCUCAGCUCCAGCCUGCCAAACCAAGACGCUCGCUUCCCGCAGCAGAGCCCGACUAUCGUGUACUCUCGUGGGGGGAAGAGUCUAAGCGGCACCCCCGGUCUUUACCAGCAGCCUGGAGGGAUGAUCCCCGACCCUCACCGGUCCGUCCUGGUGCACACAGGCUCUCCAGCUCAACCUGGAGGUCCCAUCGGCUCCGGCCAGCACCCGUCUAUCAUCCAGUUCUCCCCGACCAACCACCACCUUCUCCGGGCGGGCGACGCUCACACCCUGCCUCCUCCUCCUCCACAGCAGCCCGACAGCCAGCAGAUCAUCUACUGCGACGGUUACUCCCCACAGGCAGCUGCCGCCCACUCACCCACUCCCCCCCAGGUUCCUCAGGCACCAGUGUCCCACCCCGAGGUCUACCCCACCGUGAUCCAGCAGCAGCCGUACGUGCAGAAGGGGCAGCAGAAAGAACGGGCACCGGCGGGUGAGGGGCAGAUGGAGGGUGCAGGAGACGGGCAGAGGAGGGUGACGGUGAAGGAGGAGAACUUGGACCAGGCCUACCUAGAUGAUGUGAAUGAGAUCAUAAGAAAGGAUCUGACCGGCGUGCAGGCCAGAGGGCAGACAUAGAGGAGGGACCCGAGAGGAAAUGACAACAUAUCCCACCUCCCCUCGGACACACACACACUCACACACACACACACACAUAGUGAGAGAGGGGGAGAGAGAGAGAGGGACGGACAUACACGCAGUCUUUAACCUUCGAGAGAGGUGACGCACAUCCACCAGCAAUCAGACCUUCUCUUCCCUAUUUGUUUUACCCACAGAGAUAGAAACAACCAGCUCCCGGCUGCUGUUUGCUUUGGAUGUUUUCCCAUAAUAAACAGCUUCGUAAGGCGAGAGGAGGAGAGUUAAGCUAACCCGUCAGAAUUAACACACAUCGACAAAUUUCAGAGAUGCAGCAGGAAAAAGUGCCUUAUUGUUUUGUUUUUAACUUAGUGGUUGAAGUUUGAGGAGUCAAAGUUCAAAUCAGUUUAUCCCCAGAAAGAGUCUCACCAUCCAGGCGAUGAAGAGACAUUUAGAUACACUACCAGUCAAAAGUUCAGACACACCUUGGAAUUAUUUAAUGAACAAAAAAGUGUUAAACAAAGCAGAAUAUGUUUUAUAUUUUAGAUUCUGUAAAGUAGCCCCCUUUUUCCCUUCAUGACAGCUUUGCACACUCUUGGUAUUCUCUCAGUCCGCUUCAUGAAGUGGUCUGUUACGGCUUGAGCAAAGGACUAGGACCCAAAUGCAGAGUACAGGGAAAAAGUAUUUAUUAAGCGAAAACCAAGGUUCAACAAAAAGCGCCUUGCGGGUAAAAACAACUGAGAAAAAGUACAAAACUAGGAGUAACACAAAAUCACCCAAAAGGGGAAAAAGGUUCUAUCAAAAACUCACAAACAAAAACUAGGAAUCAAUCCUCUGGAAACAACUCAAGAUAAGUAAACAGAAAAGCGUGGCUUGAAUCUCCUCAGGAGCAAGGCUACAACGGGACAUGGAGCAUGCGGCUAGAGGAAUAAUCUGGCACUGGAGGAGUGUUUGGUGGUGGCUUAAGAAGCCAGUGCUGAUGAGCAGAUCAGGGACAGGUGUGCCUGAUGAGCCUCACUGCUGAGGAGACCGGCCCCGCCCCUACCCAUGCAACCUGCAGGCAGAGAGAGAGAGAGGGUUAGGGCAAAUCACACAACAAAUCAGGACCAUAACAUGGUCUCCUGGACUGGUUUCUAAUGAACAUGAGCCUUCUCAAGAGUUCAUUUGUAGAAUGACUUGCCUUCUUCAUGUGGCUGAGACCAUCAAUUGUGUUGUUCAGAGGUAGGGUUAGCACACAAUGGAUAGUCCUAUUUGACUACUGUUGUAAUCCAGAUUAUGGUAAAACCAGAUUAUUUCAUAGUUUUGAUGUCUUCAGUAUUAAUCUACAAUAUUGGAAAUAAUUCAAAUAUAUGAAACCCAUUGAAUGAGAAGGUGUGUCCAAACUUUUGACUGGUAGUGUACAAGGGAAUGGAAAUUCUGCAGCUUUGAAUGAAGAACUAUAAGUCGUACCAAAAUCCCCCCCCAUACAGAGUUUUAAAAAAAGCUUUAUGCAGCUUUAAGCCAAAAGUUUGUCACAUUUGUAACUUUCUUCUUACCUAAAGUGUGUAUUCUGUUCAUGUGUGUGUCUUCAGUUUUACAUGUAAAGAUUGUCCUGAGCUAACAUGCCGAUCAUCUCGUUCUAAAGUGCAUCUAUCUCAAAGAAGUGAAGCGCACACCGCCUUAACCGUAACACAAAGAACUAUCGUGACACCUCCUAAUAUGCACUGUUUUUAAAAAACAGGGGGUCCAUGUUAUAUAACUUUUUUUAUAUAUAUAAUAUUUGAAUCAUGUGAAUAAUGUUGUGUUUUAUAUGCGUAAAAAUAUAUAUUUGCAUUGCAUUAUAUUCAGCUAGUACUGCCAAAGAUUGCUUGUGAUGCUACAGCGGUGAGUUUACCUUUUUAAAUGGUUUCAAGUUCAAAUCUUGGAAAUGAUUUAAAAAGGCUGAAGAUUUUUGUACACUCAAAUUUAAAGGCAGUCUUGCUUUUUUUAAUCAAAAAAUAUGUCUAUAUUUGUAAUGCUUUAAAUUGUGAUAACAGAAUACUCCAAAGCAUAUCCAGUAUGUUGUGUUUUGUUAUUUUGUAUAGUUGAGUCCAUCAGUAAAGCUAAAUAUGUGCCUAUGCAGAAGCUCCACACUUGCCUUCUAUAUCACACACACUGUUUGCACAGUAGGGGAAAAAGAGUGUGUGUGAUUUCUGUGCUCAUACAGGAUGCGUGUAUGAAAAAAAAGUUGCAUAUAAAAAUAUUUUUGUAUAUUUUAAUAUUUUACUGACUGGAUUGGAGUUCAGAAAAAAGUGCCAUUAAAAAUGUCAAAAUGUUGCAAAUGAAGAAAACACACGACAGAAGUAAAACCUAAGACUGAAACUCAAUGUUUUCUUUGAUAAGGACCGAUUCAUUGAAAUAAGACGUUACUCUCAUUGAGCCAGUGCAGCACAAAAUGCCUUUUUUGAAUGUAGUCAUGUUAAAUUGUUUCCCCUCUUCUGUAAAUAUGUGUCACAAAGUGUGUCCGUCCGAGUGUCCGACCUGUCGUCCAUCAGUCCUGUUUGUGUCACCUGUCUCUGUGUUCUUAAUACACACCAUGAUAUAGUUAUAAUAUCUGUUAUCUGUUUUAUUACAUGUAAAACUCUCUGAAGGGAACUCUGACAUUACUUCUAAGCUUUAAGUGUCUCUUAAUAGGUGAUAUGUUUUGUCAUUAUUUUUUAAUCUGAACAGAAAUCCUUUACAAAGUUAAAGUGUAUUAUUAAUACUGUCCUAUUUUAUUCUCUGUGUUGAUAGCUGUCACAUAUUGUUUUAUUAUUUUAAGUCUACUUUUCUCUGUGUCUCUCUUUCUGAUAUUUUUGUAUCCUUAAAGUAGCAAUAAAUAAUAUCCAUAUUCAUCAUGAG
Molecule: messenger RNA, 5717 nt
Organism: Notolabrus celidotus (New Zealand spotty)
Lineage: Eukaryota; Metazoa; Chordata; Actinopteri; Labriformes; Labridae
Gene: nfatc2a
Product: nuclear factor of activated T cells 2a
Exons: 10
Coding region: 153-2861 (902 amino acids)
Biological process (GO): cytokine production; calcineurin-NFAT signaling cascade; regulation of transcription by RNA polymerase II
Cellular component (GO): transcription regulator complex
Molecular function (GO): RNA polymerase II cis-regulatory region sequence-specific DNA binding; transcription factor binding; DNA-binding transcription factor activity, RNA polymerase II-specific
Source: RefSeq, a predicted model, not a curated record